Molecule: messenger RNA, 3496 nt
Organism: Dryobates pubescens (Downy woodpecker)
Lineage: Eukaryota; Metazoa; Chordata; Aves; Piciformes; Picidae
Gene: ASB1
Product: ankyrin repeat and SOCS box containing 1
Exons: 5
Coding region: 306-1538 (410 amino acids)
Biological process (GO): protein ubiquitination; intracellular signal transduction
Cellular component (GO): ubiquitin ligase complex
Molecular function (GO): protein binding
Source: RefSeq, a predicted model, not a curated record
UGGGGGGUGGACUCGACCUCUGGAGGUCCCUUCCAAACCCCACCGUCCUGCGAUCCUGCAUCCUUCCCGCAGCAGUGCAAGUGGUGGCCGUGUGGCUGCUCCGGGGAGCGGGAACAGCACUGUAAAUUACUACCCAUUUCAAGUCGUUGCUUGAAGACGGAGCCUCGGGGCCCCGUACCAGCGCCUGUUCUCUGCCGCUAAGGCCCCCGGCUCGGGGCCCUGAGGACGGGAGCAGGAGAGCCGUGCCGGGCAGCCUCGGCUUCCCUCCCGCUGAGGUGCCGCGGCGGGGCGGCUCUGAAGGAGGAAUGGCUCCGGCCUUACUUCGCGCUGCCGGAGCGGAGCCGAACCACCUUCCUCCCGCCGGGGAAAACCACCUUAACGCGGAGGCAGGAAGCCGCCGGGCCGCCAGGCACCAAUCAGGCCGGCCUGGGGAGGGACGCGGCGGCGGCGGCAGCCGGGGAGCGCUGACGGCGGGGAGGGGAGGCCAAGCCGGCCCGGCGCUGCGAGAUGGCGGAGGGCGGCCCCCCGGGCGGCGGGGAUCCGCCCGCUGUCUCAGGCGGGCAGGCAGCGCAGGUCGUAACUUGAAGGAAUGGCUGCAGGAGCAGUUUUGCGACCACCCCAUCGAGCACUGCGAGGACACCCGGCUGCACGACGCGGCCUAUGUGGGGGACCUGCCCACCCUCAAGAACUUGCUGCAAGAUGAGAGCUUCCAAAGCCGGAUCAACGAGAAGUCAGUGUGGUGCUGUGGCUGGCUGCCCUGCACGCCGCUGCGCAUCGCCGCCACCGCCGGCCACGGCCCCUGCGUCGACUUCCUCCUUCGCAAAGGGGCUGAGAUCGACCUGGUGGAUGUGAAGGGGCAGACCGCCCUCUAUGUGGCCGUGGUCAAUGGGCACCUCGAGUGUGCCAAGAUUCUUCUGGAAGCCGGGGCUGACCCCAACGGCAGCCGGCACCACCGCAGCACUCCUGUCUACCAUGCGGCUCGUGUGGGCCGGGCAGACAUCCUCCAGGAGCUCAUCAGGUAUGGUGCAGACGUGGAUGUGAAUCACCACCUUCCUUCUCGGGCUCCCAGCCACUCCCUGCGGCCCCUCACCACGCUGGUGGUCUGCCCUCUGUACAUCAGCGCUGCCUACCACAACCUCCAGUGCUUCCGACUGCUGCUCCAGGCUGGAGCCAACCCGGAUUUUAACUGCUGUGGGCCCAUCAACAUCCAAGGCUUCUCUCGAGGCUCCCCAGUGUGUGUGAUGGAUGCUGUCCUGCGGCAUGGCUGUGAAGCAGCAUUUGUCCAUCUCUUGAUUGACUUUGGAGCCAAUCUGAACCUGGUGAAAAUGGAAGCCUUGGGAGCUGAAUCCACAGGAAGGGUCAAAGUCAACCCUGAGGCUCUGCAGGUGUUCAAAGAAGCAAGAGGCCGCACCCGGAGCCUCUUGUCUCUCUGCCGCAUUGCUGUACGAAGAAUACUUGGCAAAGCUCGCCUGGAUCUGAUACAUAUUCUUCCAAUCCCAGACCCCAUUAAACAAUUUUUACUUCAUGAACACAGUUAAAGGGCAACUGGCUGCUUUCUGGACAGUUUGAUUUGGUAAAUGAGUGCACUGAUAAAGCCAGGUGCCAAUCCUAACCCUUCAUCCCCAGUGGAAUAACUGUAUUGCUCAUGGAGUGCGCAUAAUUCCCUGCCCCUGUGAUUUUUUCCCCUCCAGAUUUAGGGUGCAGUGAUUUGUUUGUGUCUGUUCUUAAGCUACUGGUUAUCCAACUGGUGAUUUCUUGUUUGCAACUGGUUGGGCAACAAGGCUGAUCAGUGUGUGUGGCUGUUACAUGAGCAAAUACAAUAUAUCCCAUAGCUGUUAGCAUAUGUCUGUUUGUUCUGACUACCUCUGUUACUGAUCUGUGUUACACACACCUUGGGUCUCAGUGGCACUUCUGUGCGGAGAAAAGACUCGUACUGAAGUCUUUUCUCCUCCUAUAGUGUACAAGAGAAUCUCUCCUUGCCUUGGUAAUGGUUUUACAACACUUGCUAUUCUCUUUCUGCCAUCAGUACCUGGCCUACAUGGUUGCUGCUGUAAAAGUUGGUGUAUUUUCUCCUGUCCUUUCCUGGUGUGAAAUACAUCAAGUUUCCUGUCCAGUGCUGUGCGUUACUUGAAAAAAUGUAUCGGUGUCUCUGCGUGCUGCAGGGUAGCUGCUGCCUUGGCUUUCUUUGUGUAGAGGCCCCAUCACACGGAUGGGAGAGUAGCAGAAUGUGUAAUCCUAUCCUGUCUGAGUAGUUUCUUCAGAGCACCAGAUCUGCUGUGGCAGCUUGGCUCUCCCUCUAGACCAUAAUGGACAAGGCAGGGGCUGGCCAGCUCUCCUCCCGACUGCCUGGGACUGAGUCAAGUCUCCUGACCACUGCCAUAGCACAAAUGAGAAGAUGAAAAGGUAGUGUCACCUCUGGAAACUGAUAACUGCACAGCCUGUCAUGGGUGUAUUCCCCACAGUUUAGUCACCACUGCAGUGGUGGUGGGAUGAGGACUGUGAUACUCAGAAUAUGCCAGCACAUUAACCCUUAAAAAUUUCUGGAGUACUUAUUGGAAAAGCAAUGGCUAAAUGAAUGUUCUGUUCACUGCAGAAUGAGUUUUUCAAUAUUUGAAAGUGACCAGGAGUGACAGUGGCAGGGGGUGGUUACUGAAUGAAACUGUUGUGUUGCUGUGCUGGAUGGUAGUUGAUGCAAUGCCUGUGAAUGUUUCUGUGGAGAAAAAGACACCAAAUGAAUUUCUAGACUGCCUGCAUGCUGUACUGCGGUAAUGGCGAUGUUACUGAAAGCCCAGUAAGGUAGCUGACAAUGCACUUCACAUGGAAGUUCCUACCUACAUUUUACUCCAUAUCUCAUGGUGACAGUAUGACCAGAGAAAACCCUCCCAGAUCCACUUAACUUGUCUUUCCUUGAAGAGUGAGGAGAUGAUGUGUUUUUAAAGGCAGCAUUGCAUCCAGCAGCCUGGGCUUCUUUGAUUUUCAGUGCCUCUACAUUGCUGUUUACCUUCAUGUCACAAGUUCACAGAAGAGUGUCAUUCUGCAGUGAGCCAACAGGCUCUCAUGAGGAUCUCAGGGUCAGCCUGCUCCUUAAAGGUAAUGAUAUUGUAUAGGAAACAUUGUCAGAAUAGCAACUUCAGAAGGACAGAGAUGAUGGUCCCUUCAGGGUAAAAACUCAGGUGAUAAUUGGUACUUGCUUUUACUUCACUGAUUUGAGUUAUUUUUCUUCCCUGUGUUAUAGGUUGAAUUUUUGGACAGUUUUUCUUUGCCAGAUGCUCUUCCCAUGCUCAUGCAAGUUGAGAGUUUAUUUAUUGUAUGCUGUUAGUGCCUAGGGACAUGUUCAUAGCUGAGUUAAGCAUGGGAUGGCAGGGACAGUAAGACAGUCCCUCCUGGGAAUGAAAUCAUCUCUGGUUGCUCUUCCCCUUGACCCACUGCCAGUAACAGAAAAGUGGAGUUGUUUAAGCUACCUUGCAGUUUGGUUCUCAAUGCCUUUGGCUGACAG